GCCCAGUGUACACAGCACAGUGCUCCACGCAGGGUGUGUGACGCGCGCCCCCAACCCUUCAGUGUUAGCCUGCCUCACAGGUCACCCCGCUACCGCUCUUCUGGAUACGUGGCCCCGCUGCUCCCCCUUCACACAUUGCUCCGCUGUAUCAGGAUAAUACCAACGUGUCCAUCCCCCCCUCCCCCAAGUGCCACAGUGGAUUAUAGUGUGCCAGUGAUCAUGCCGAACUGGCGGUGCCCAGGAGAGUAAAGUUUGUAACUUGCGAGUUCUCCACCCCUGCCGGAGGUGGUUGUCAAUGUUUGUGCCGGAACAGUGCCACGAGAAGAUGGCUCUUGUAGUGCCCCCGGGGUCCACGUGGCGAGAUCCGCCAGUGUCCCUGCCACCCACCACGGGGGAGGACGUCACCCGAGAGUUGGGUGCCAGCGUCACCCCUCAGCCCGCCGCCCCACAGACGCCCACGCCCAACUCGACGGCGGGCAGCGCGCCCUCGUCGGCGCCCAGCCCCACAGGCGACGACAAGAACGCCCAAAACAUGACGUGUGUGGUGUGCAGUGACAAGAGCUCAGGGAAACACUAUGGCCAGUUCACCUGUGAAGGCUGCAAGAGCUUCUUCAAGCGGUCGGUGCGGCGGAACCUGCAGUACUCCUGCCGCGGGAACCGCAACUGUCCGAUCGACCAGCACCACCGCAACCAGUGCCAGUACUGCCGACUCAAGAAGUGCUUCAAGGUCGGAAUGAGGAGAGAAGAAAAAAAUAAUGGGCAGCACCUUCUUCUCAUCAGCAACUCAAACUUCCCCCAUGGCAGGCUUCCGACCGAGCAAGCUGUGCAGCGAGGCCGCAUCCCACCAUCACAAGGAAUGGGGAUGCCCAGUCAGUUUAUAGCCAAUGGCGACACACUUAACGGCCACACUUACCUGUCCUCCUACAUCUCCCUGUUGCUGCGCGCCGAGCCCUUCCCCACCUCGCCCUACGGCCAGUGUAUGAACGCCAACAACAUCAUGGGUGUUGACAACAUCUGCGAGCUGGCGUCCCGACUCCUCUUCUCGGCCGUGGGCUGGGCCAAGAACAUCCCCUUCUUUCCCGAGCUGCAGGUAACGGACCAAGUAGCGCUGCUGCGACUGGUCUGGUCUGAGCUCUUCGUGCUGAACGCCUCCCAGUGCUCCAUGCCCCUUCACGUGGCGCCGCUGCUGGCUGCUGCAGGCCUCCACGCCUCGCCCAUGGCGGCCGACAGAGUCGUUGCCUUCAUGGACCACAUCCGGAUCUUCCAGGAGCAGGUGGAGAAGUUGAAGGCUCUCCACGUGGACUCCGCCGAGUACUCCUGCCUCAAGGCCAUCGUCCUCUUCACCUCAGACGCGUGCGGACUGAGUGACCUGUCGCACAUCGAGGGUCUCCAAGAGAAGUCUCAGUGUGCCCUGGAGGAGUAUUGUCGGACGCAGUACCCCAACCAGCCCACCAGGUUCGGCAAGCUUCUCCUCCGUCUCCCCUCCCUACGAACAGUCUCCUCCACCGUUAUAGAACAGCUAUUCUUCGUGAGACUGGUCGGCAAGACGCCCAUAGAGACCCUUAUCAGGGAUAUGCUGCUCUCCGGGUCGACAUUCAACUGGCCCUACAUGGGCAGCAUGUGACAGGCGGCUCUGGGCACGAAUCCUGGCCUCACCCCUGGGAACGUGCCCACCUCCGCCGCCUCACAUGCCCUCUCCUCCGCCGCCCACGCCCUCACGUCCGUCGCUCAUGCCCAGACCCCGGGCCACACCCACACCACGCCCGUCUCCUCCUUCCAGCUUCCCACCUUAGCCACUGCCUUCCGGUGAUGAACCGCACAACUCCCUUCCGAAGGUCCCAUCCACCAGCCGCCGCCCACCUCGCCGCCACCACCUCUCACACCAUCGACAUCAUCAUAUACAGCGGGAGCUCAUCACAAGCACAUCUCCACAACAACAAGACUCUGUGCUCCCACGCCAAUGGCAAAAGGAUUCCUCCCUCCCAUACUCCGUCUCAGCGGGAGUAUGGCCGACGUUGCAGGAUUGUUUUGGUCUUGGCAGAGGUGGAAUGAGAGGGUGUCAGCGGUGUAGUCGUGGUGCUCGUCCACACAGUGAGUUACGGAGGGUGACUAGUCCGUAAACACUUUAGUGGGAAGUGUUACCACAGGAAAUUAAGGAUAUUUAGGUGUUGUGUGGAGAGAACAAAUUUCGAAAUAUGCUUCAUUGGGUGAUAUCAGACUUUUGUACACUCGGUGAAGCGAAGGAACAUAUAAUGCAUGAUUCUCAGUGACAGGGUGUAAAAAAAGUAUGAAAAUAAAAUUUGUAAACUUUUAAUCGUUGCCCGAUGGGCAGCCAGAUAAAAAGUAAUUUAAGCUUGUAUUUAGAAACACAAUAAGCAGGUGUUAAAUCACAGGAAAAAAUUUAAUACCCAAAGGAAAAAAAUCCGUGUCUGGUCAAAUGACGACCAAUGGGUUCACUUCUGCCCACUGAGGGAACUAAGAGUAAAGUUACCCUCUUAACGUUACCUGUUCUUGUAUAUGUGAUAACUAGAGACCUCGGGAGUGCAAGGAGUGCAAGAAGCACACAGGAAGUCUUUAGUUGCAUCCAUGUAUAUUAUGUACAUAUUAAUAUUUAAGGUUUUAUACUCGGGUCGGGGUGUGUGGGUUGUCCCAUCACCUCACUUGUACAGUAGUAGACCUGAGCGCUGCCUCGGACCCUCCUCCCGUCUCCCAGAGCCAUGCUACCCUGCACUAUCCCCUGCUAUAAACACACACACACAUAUAUAUAUAUAUAUAUAUAUAUAUAUAUAUAUAUAUAUAUAUAUAUAUAUAUAUAUAUAUAUAAAAUGUUAUUUAAAUGGAAAGGGAGGUACCACCUGUGGCUGGAAGAAGAGCCAUAGCCUCGGAGAAGAGCACACACAACGCAUUAGAUGGGAUUUUGGGGUCCCCUCCAAUGCAGUUUCCAUGUUCUUUUGUCCUACCACCCCCUUUCAUAUAUAUAUAUAUAUAUAUAUAUAUAUAUAUAUAUUUUGUGCAUGCUAACACACGCACGCGAGCACACAAUUUUCUUAAUUAUGAAUUUAAGAAUCGCAAUUAGGUGACAACAUUUAUUUCUUCACAGACUCAUUGUGUUAGGGUCUAAGUGGGGGUGUUGGCUGUGGGUGCGGGGGUCGGUGGGGGUUAGCAGGGAGUCCUGGAGAAAAGAUACUCUAGCCCAUGUCCCGGUUUGGUAGAUUUCACCCUCAUUUUGUGAUGCGCAAAGUUGGGGGGGGAGUCUCAGUUUUUUGUACUGACGUUUAUCAUAGACCCACCCUUCCAGAUCAACUUUUGUUACUGUUACGUUGUGCACAGAGGAGAGACAUUUUACACACAAUACCUGUACGUGGUGGUAUUUCAUGUCAUACAACACUCGGUUCAACAUGAAUCCCAAAUAGUGUAAAUCAAAACUAAAAAACAGAGCAUGAAAAAAAGGCAGACUCAGUUCUGUACCUGUAUCCCUUCUCCCAUCUCUUUCCCCCCCUUUCCCCAGAUUCGUGAUGCUGAGGACUUGUGUGCUUGUCACGCUGGGUCAUUCUCAGACCCUUCCAGUACAACCUGCCUGAGCUCCACCAUAAACCACCCUUAUCAUGCUGUACUUAUUUCUACUACCUACUUAAUCUAUGUGGUGGUAAUCUCCUGUACAACCACACUUCAGUACGGCAUAGCUUCAAUGUCAUAUGUAAUCUGGUAAACGGAUCUGCAACCUCUAAAACAUAAUAUGGCGUGCUUGUCUGAAGUGGGUUGAAGGUGGUGGAGACGACGGCAAAGAACACUCUUAGGCCGAGACCUUGUCACCAGUCUCACCAAGUACUAACCCCAAGCUGUGGCCUCACCGUCUGCCGUCAGCUAACCAUCACCGACCUCACACAACUGUGUACUGAAUGUUGUUUUGUUUGUAAAGUCUAGCAGCCUUGGAGAGUUGAGAGUAGUACAUCCGCCCCGGUGCAGGCCAGGGCCACCAAGGGUACAGGUGCCGCCAACAAGUGUACAAAGAGGCACGAGCUGCGCUGUGCGGUGCGGACGGUUCGUACCCCAACCCUCUCUCCUAGGGGCGGACCCUGGAUCCCGAUUCAUAAAGCCGUUACGCAAGUACUUACGAACGUGUACUUCUUUCCUCAAUCUCUGAUGGCUUUGGUUACAUUUAUUAAACAUUUUACAAGCAUGAAAACUUCUCAAUCAACUGUUGGUAUUGUUAUAAACAGCCUCCUGGUGCUUCGGAGCUCAUUAACCGUUUAAUAAUUGUAAACAAAGCCGCCAAAGAUUGAGAAACGAUGUACAGGCUCGUAAGUGCUUGCGUAACUACUUUAUGCAUCCGGGUCCUGGUUACUUCCUAAGUAACUAGACUCCCAGAGGACGGCGCCCCGUCCGCCCCGACGAGGACAGCGCCGCUCGUGCAAGCGUCCUAGGUGUGUGACAACCGCGACGUCAUCCAUGUUGUUUGUACUUAGGCUACACAGGUGUCGUAGACACAGACAGUAUGUUUUCUCUUAAAUAAAUGAUCUCAGAAACUCUGUUGUAA
Molecule: messenger RNA, 4537 nt
Organism: Procambarus clarkii (red swamp crayfish)
Lineage: Eukaryota; Metazoa; Arthropoda; Malacostraca; Decapoda; Cambaridae
Gene: svp
Product: COUP transcription factor 2
Biological process (GO): anatomical structure development; regulation of transcription by RNA polymerase II; cell differentiation
Molecular function (GO): nuclear receptor activity; RNA polymerase II cis-regulatory region sequence-specific DNA binding; zinc ion binding
Source: RefSeq, a predicted model, not a curated record